Messenger RNA from Mobula hypostoma (lesser devil ray), 1845 nucleotides. RefSeq names its product epithelial mitogen homolog (mouse) (gene epgn). Gene Ontology annotation, biological process: positive regulation of cell population proliferation; positive regulation of mitotic nuclear division; epidermal growth factor receptor signaling pathway. NCBI's taxonomy places the organism in Eukaryota, Metazoa, Chordata, Chondrichthyes, Myliobatiformes, Myliobatidae. The record is from RefSeq and is a predicted model, not a curated record. The coding region runs from base 30 to 551 and encodes 173 amino acids. The transcript has 5 exons.
GCAGCAUUGUGCAGGUCGAGUGGGGGUGGAUGCACAUGUCGUGCUUCAGAAUGGAAUCCAGGGCAAGUGUCUACAUAUUAAGUGCUUUGGCUCUGGCUGUGGCUCUGAGCGAACAGACUCCGACACCCGCCUCCGAGAAUCUCCCGACUUCCAACAUAUCAGGACGCGAGUUGAGUGGCCCAGAAACAAUGGCUCCAGCAGUCCGAGGAAAUUCCAGUCGCUUCAUGGCUCUGAAUUUAAAUAAAAAUUGUCACCAAAGUGACCAAGGUUAUUGUAUGAAUGGCAUUUGCCAAUACCAUGAAGAUCACGACCAGGUUACCAGACAUCGCAUCUGCAUCUGUCAAUCAGGAUACACGGGAACAAGAUGCCAACAUGCACUCUUAACUUCCCGAGGAGUUGAAAAGUCGGAACGUUAUCUGUACAUUGCAGUCGGCAUGGGGAUUGGAUUACUGCUCAGUGGGCUCGCUGUGCUGUUCUUUUAUUGCUUCCGAAGCAGAUGCCAGAAAUCUAAAACGACAUACAGCGCAUGCUCGAGAAUGGCAAGAGUUUGACCUGUACUGCGACUCAGGCUGAUGUCCUUCCUCCCACGGGCUGAUACUAAUCAGCUCAUCCAUUAGUGAAACCAACGUGCCCAGAACUGAAGUGAACUCUGCUAUUGUGUAUUAUGCUUAAAGAGGAUCUUGGAACUCAGUACUGAACACUUGUUGUAGCACAGAACAUUUUCAGUUCAGUACUAUAGAGUUUUAUAAGCUAAUAAGUAAAAAUGUGUUUAACUGUAAUAUUCUAUGCUCAGUUAGAAUAUAUUACUGGACGCAUCUCUUUGUGACCUAGAUUAAUGAUUUGGAUGAGGGGACCAAAUAUCACAUUUCCAAGUUUGAUGAUGCUACAACACUCGGUGAGAUUGUGAGGAGGGAGGAGGAUGGAGAAGCUUCAAGAGGAAACACACAAACUGAAUGAGUGGGGAAGAAUCUGGUGGGUGGAGUGUAAUGUGGAAGAUGGUGAAAUGAUCCACUGCGUAGAAUAUAACACAGAAGUGGAAUGUUCUUUAAAUGGGAAGGGAUUGCAGAAAGUUGACAUCCAAAGGGACCUGGGUGUCCUAAUGCACAAACCACCAGAAGCCAGGUGAUUAGGAAGUUAAUGGAUGGUGGCCUUUAUUAUAAGGAGAUGGUAAUUCAGAAAUGAAGAUGUCUUAAUGCAUUUACUGGGUCCUUGUUGAGACUGCACGUAUAGACAACUUCAGCCAUUUUUAGAGUAUUAUGUCCAAUGUUAGGUACUAUACUUAGAGAAAAUGUGAAGGCUUUGGAGAGGGUGCAGAUGAGGCUCACCAAAAUACUUCAGGUAUCAGCGUCUUCAGUACUAUGGAUAGACUGGAGAAACUGGGGUUGUUCCUCCAGGAAAAGAGGAGGUUGUGAAUGGAACCAAUAGUAUUUAAAGUCAUUCAGGGUGCAGACAGAGAGAGACUGUUCCCAUUGGUGUAGAAUCAAGAGCUGGGGGAAUAGAAAGAAGGUGAUUGGCUGAAAAACAAAAACGACAAGAGGGAACACUUUUUUUAUGUAGCAAGAGUUAGGGGUUUGGAACACACGCUGGGCAGUAGUGGAGAGGGAUUCAAAAGUAGCAUCAAAAGACAGCUGGACUAGUUUUUGAGUGGAGGAAUGAGAAAGGCUGUGGGACAAAGAUGUGGGAGUGGGAUUGGCCGGAUUGCUCAUACAUAGAGCUAGUAUAGACCCAAUGGGUCAACUGGACUCUUUUGGUGCUGUAAACAUCCUGUGAUGGUGUAAAGUGUUUAUCUGUAAUUGCUUUGUAAGCUGAAAAACAAUUAUUAUACAUUGUCAGUAUUUAUUUGUU